CAGGUUAGGACGCGUAUGAGGCACAGAGUAAACUUUCAGACAGAGGAACUGUGACAUCACGCCAUUAGAGGGUUUCAUUUACAAAGAUAGCGACUGAAAAAUCUUUGAUGAGUGGAUUCUUCAGGUUAGGAGGCAGUGACAAACCAUUGCUUUAUUUCUGUCUUCUCUGGAGAGUAGAAGAUAACAUCAGCACCAUCGACAGGAUAUUUUCAGCAUCUCUUGCUGCCUGUUAUUCUUCUGCCGAAAACAGAAGUUCAUGUAUUUUAUUUCUCUCUUCUCCAAAACAUAAAAGAUGGCAUCUAAAUAUUCAGUAGGACGUUUUCAGCAUCUCCUGCUGCCUCUCUUUCUGACUUUCUGUUUUGGAGGAGCAUUCUACACUUACUUCAAGCCAACUAUAAUCUGGACGCUAUGUUCUGAUGCUGUCGUGUCCUCAGAUAAAGUCUGCUUUGAUAAAUGCUUCAAUGUUUUCAAAGAGUUCUUUCUCAAAAAUUCAACCAUCACCAGCACUCCUAACUGCACCUUGGCUAACAAACAACCACUGAUCACCAAACCAAGUGUCAUGGAAGAAAAUCAUGACCAUGACACCAUCAUAUUACUUUGGUCAUGGCCUUUUGGUUUUACAUUUCAAGGAGAAACCUGUGAUUCAGAAUAUGGUAUUAAAGGCUGUCACAUUACAGAUGACAGAAGACAGUAUUACAAAGCCCAUGGUGUUAUGUUUCAUCACAGAGACAUCGGUGGCGAUUUACCAAACCUGCUAAACAUGCCACGACCUCCACACCAGAAGUGGGUGUGGAUGAACAUGGAGUCUCCUGAUAAUACACCAAGAUGGACUGUGACAGAUGAUUUAUUCAAUCUGACUGCAAAUUAUAGGAGAGAUUCAGAUAUCUGGGUGCCUUAUGGGAGAAUCAUAGACAUCUCUGAGAAGGACAAACCCUUUACAAUACCACCAAAGGACAAAUUGGUGUGCUGGGUCGUCAGUAACUGGAACCCCAACUAUAGCAGAGUCAAAUAUUUUAAUGAACUGAGCAAAUACAUCAAAAUAGAGGCUUAUGGUAGAUCCUUCAACCGGUACAUUAAUGAUGAGGACUAUAAGGCUACUUUGUCUAGUUGUAAAUUCUACUUAUCAUUUGAGAGCUCCACCCACAAAGACUACUUCACUGAGAAGCUGUUUAACCCCAUGAAAGUUGGCACAGUUCCUGUGGUUCUCGGUCCACCCAGAGAGAACUAUGAGGAAUUCCUUCCAGCAGAUUCAUUCAUUCAUGUGGAUGAUUUCAAAUCCUCUCAGGAACUUGCAGAACAUCUCAAAUUUCUAGACCAGAACCAGGAAGCUUAUGAACACUACUUCACCUGGAGACAACACUUUACUGCUAAACGUUCACGUUUCGGGCUAGAACACGCUUGUCGAAUUUGUGAUCAUAUAAGAAAACACAAGGGCUACAGAGUGUUUAGAGGUCUCAGUAAAUGGUACUGGGAUUAGCUAGCAGUUUAUUUUCGAAGCAUAUGCAGACUCUUGCAUUGGGAAAGACUUUAAUACUAAACCAUGCUUCCACCUGCUACAUUAUUCCAUUUAAGGAUAUAUUCCUGGUUCAUAAAGAUUACCUGUUUAUUUUCCUUGUCAUGGAGUGCUUUACUGAAUAUUAUAUUUCAUGCAUAUUAAGAGGGUGUGGUUGGGUGACUAAUGACCAGGUUGUAGAUGUCCUAUUAUAGACAACAGAAGAAUGUUCCAUUUAUACAACACCUUCCGAACACUCUUUUCACAGUUGAUGUAAUGAGAAACUAUAAUAAAGAAAUAAGAAAGGUUUGGGGGAAAAUGUACAUUUUAAGAUUUGUCUCAAAAUGACAGAAGAAAUGUCCAUGGAUUGGUUUGCAAGUAAGAAGCAGUUGAUUCUCUGUGAA
This is a messenger RNA of Neoarius graeffei (lesser salmon catfish), 1896 nucleotides long. RefSeq names its product 4-galactosyl-N-acetylglucosaminide 3-alpha-L-fucosyltransferase 9. The coding region runs from base 293 to 1477 and encodes 394 amino acids. The record is from RefSeq and is a predicted model, not a curated record. NCBI's taxonomy places the organism in Eukaryota, Metazoa, Chordata, Actinopteri, Siluriformes, Ariidae. The transcript is spliced from 2 exons. Gene Ontology annotation, cellular component: membrane. Gene Ontology annotation, molecular function: alpha-(1->3)-fucosyltransferase activity.